AUGAGUUAUUCUGGACAGAGAAGACGUCUUAAAGUGAGUGUCGUCAACAGAGAAGACGACUUAAAGUCCAAAUGGCUACAUCUUUUUAUUGUGACUCUUGUCGAAACAUUUGUAAAAGUUCACCAAUCACGUACUCUGCACCAUUUAGUUAACUUUGACAUUUUACCUACAUCUGUAUUUACUUCAAAUCAAUAUUGUGAAAUACACACGGAGAAGAUUCUGGACUUGUUUUGCACACAAGAUGACAUGUUGAUUUGUCGGUCCUGCAUGCCGGAAAAACACAGAAACUGCUAUUCAGUCAUCAAGCUUGAAGACGCUUCUAGAAAUAUAGAUGAUUCCACAAUGUUAAUUGCAACGAAAUCUGAACUUAAUGGAAUAGAAAAUACAAUUGGGAAUUUAGAACAAGAAAGGAAAUCAGCAUUAACUAAAAUAGAGGACGACGCUUCAUUCGCAGCUUCAAAAGUCGCAAAUUUGAAAAAUCGCAUGCUCAAAAGAAUUGAUGAAAUGGAGCAAGACAUAUUAACUGAAAUCAAAGAUAUUAAAAGAAAACAUUUAUCUGGGAUAAAUUUAACCACAGAAGAAAUAAAAGAAAUUUAA
Molecule: messenger RNA, 597 nt
Organism: Mytilus trossulus (common blue mussel)
Lineage: Eukaryota; Metazoa; Mollusca; Bivalvia; Mytilida; Mytilidae
Product: RING finger domain and kelch repeat-containing protein DDB_G0271372-like
Exons: 2
Coding region: 1-597 (198 amino acids)
Molecular function (GO): zinc ion binding
Source: RefSeq, a predicted model, not a curated record